AACAAGUUCGAAGUGUCAUCUUCAUGAUUUACCAAUUCCAUGGCUGCUGGCUGGAGAAAAGAGAGGAGGAACAGUCUCUUCAGCAAUAUCGUCGCACCCAUGGAAGAAUACCAGCGACUGCUGGCAGAAUUUAGUAAUUCUGAUUUGAGCAGCAUAUCUGAUGAUGAUGAUGACUGGCCUUCAUCUCCACUUCGGCGCAGAGAACUCUUUCAUGAACUAUGUGCCAACACUGAGAGUUCAGCAUCUGAGUCUGAUGAAGAGAACAACAGAGAUGGAAAUGUUACCACCAGGUCCCCUGAAGUUACAAGUAGCACUGCAGCUGCCCAGACGGGACCCAGCAGAAAUCUCAAUACUAAGGGAUGUCAUCAUUUCAGAGAAAUAUAA
This is a messenger RNA of Penaeus monodon (black tiger shrimp), 384 nucleotides long. RefSeq lists its product as uncharacterized. The transcript has 2 exons. NCBI's taxonomy places the organism in Eukaryota, Metazoa, Arthropoda, Malacostraca, Decapoda, Penaeidae. Bases 40 to 384 code for a protein of 114 amino acids. The record is from RefSeq and is a predicted model, not a curated record.